This is a messenger RNA of Phytophthora nicotianae INRA-310, 606 nucleotides long. RefSeq lists its product as hypothetical. The coding region runs from base 226 to 552 and encodes 108 amino acids. The transcript has a single exon. NCBI's taxonomy places the organism in Eukaryota, Oomycota, Peronosporomycetes, Peronosporales, Peronosporaceae. The record is from RefSeq and is a predicted model, not a curated record.
CAGCCAUCGUGGUCCCACCCAGCAACUCCGAUGGUUUGCUCACCAUCGCCGCACGUGGCCGUGGAUUUCGUGUGCACCCGGACUCGAAGACUUGUCGCGGACACAUUGGGGGUCGUCGUCACUAGCCCCAGCGAGACUGCGGCAACCAGGACUUUCACCGACAGCAUCUUGACUUGAUAUCAACUUGGAACGACUGGACUUGAGGAUAUCGCGGUGAAUUCGAGAAUGGCGAGCAAUGCAGCGGCGGCAAAGCGUUGGAGGUGGAAAUAUAUACCACUACAUACGAACAGGAAGACAAACGGAGGAGAUAUCUUCUUAGCCACCAGUGAUUCACUGGCAGUGAACCCACCGAGUGGCGAGGAGAUCUCGUUGAAAAGGCAAAAAAUGGAUCUUGCGCGACGGUUUGGAAAAGAUAUGGUCGGUGGCUGCAUUUUUUUUUUAUUGCUAGAAGACCCAGAUAGAGCUUCUCGCUGGACUCCUCUUGCCAUCUUUUUGUCACCUGAGUUGAACCCUGAACAGUCGAAGCAUGAUACAAGUAUAAUAUUGCAGUAACUACGUGGCUUAUUUCUCGUGGAGAAGCUCUGAUCAACCUUGAGUAUGCUGUGC